This is a messenger RNA of Melanotaenia boesemani (Boeseman's rainbowfish), 4016 nucleotides long. RefSeq names its product TNF receptor-associated factor 6 (gene traf6). Gene Ontology annotation, cellular component: plasma membrane signaling receptor complex. Gene Ontology annotation, molecular function: zinc ion binding; tumor necrosis factor receptor binding; ubiquitin protein ligase activity. The coding region runs from base 481 to 2154 and encodes 557 amino acids. The transcript is spliced from 8 exons. Gene Ontology annotation, biological process: interleukin-1-mediated signaling pathway; positive regulation of JNK cascade; protein K63-linked ubiquitination. The record is from RefSeq and is a predicted model, not a curated record. NCBI's taxonomy places the organism in Eukaryota, Metazoa, Chordata, Actinopteri, Atheriniformes, Melanotaeniidae.
GCAGUUAGGUUGAAAGUUGCAGUUCCGUAUCAAGGGGCAUGGCUGUUAUCAAGUGACAACAUUAUUAACACUUCUUUGUGCACACGGUGACUUUGCGGUUUAUUUAAAUUAAUACAUAUAUAUGUAUCUUUAUAAAUAAAUAAAUACAUUUCAGUGUUAAUUAUCAGACAAAGAUUACCAUGUAGUCGUUUGAAUAUAAACCUUACAAGUUAGUUUCUUACGUGUCUGAUGGUAGCUGUACGGACAUCACAACGUGAUUUUAUGGUGAACUAUACUAUUAAUAACCUUAGUCAUUACCUUACACUAUUAAAAUGUCGCUUUUUAAUGUAUAUAUCUUACUGUAGCUGGUUGAUUAAUGUUGUUUUAAUUGUUACUGUGUUUGUUAUUUUGGACGAUGAGUUGCUCAUCCUUUUUUUAAGGAAGUAAUGUGACUAAGGUUGAGCCCAGGAUAUAAAAUUGAAGACUGUUGUCAUUAAAUUGAUGGCAUGCUUUGAAAGCAAUAAGGGGAGUUUGGAGGAGGACAGCGAUGAAGCUAUCGGUAGUGAGCCGUCCAGUUGUGCCUUGGCAAUGAUGGAAAAGGAACGUGAACCUCUUGUUAGCCCAUCAGAGGGUCCUGGGCUUUUCCUGAUUCAGGGCUAUGAUGUGGAGUUUGAUCCACCAUUAGAGAUUAAAUACGAGUGCCCUAUCUGCCUUAUGGCGUUAAGAAAUGCUGUUCAAACCCGCUGUGGUCACCGUUUCUGCAAGAGUUGCAUUGAGAAGUCCAUUCGCGAUGCAGGACAGCGGUGUCCUGUGGACAACGAAAUGCUCUCAGAAGACCAACUGUUUCCUGAUAACUUUGCCAAAAGGGAGAUUCUCUCGCUAACUGUUCGCUGUCCGAACCUUGGUUGUACUGAAAAAAUGGAACUCAGACGUUUGGAGAAUCAUUUGACUCAAUGUCAGUUUGCCACUGUGUCUUGCCCACAAUGCCAGCAGCCUGUGAGAAAGAGCUGCCUAGAGGAGCACACAGCUGUUGAAUGCCAGAGAAGACCCAUGUCAUGCCCAGAUUGCAUGGCAAGCUUUGUUUAUGAAGACAAAGAGCAUCACAAGCAGCAGUGUCCUUUUGCCAAUGUAAAGUGCCAGUACUGUGAGAUGGAUCUUAUCAGAGACCAGUUGGAGUCUCAUUGUGAUACAGAUUGCCCAAAAGCACCUAUCGCCUGUAACUUUAACAUCUUUGGAUGUAAAGAAAUGAUGCAGCGCCAUAACCUAGCUCAGCACAUGCAGGAGUUCACACAGAUGCAUAUGCGCUACAUGGCUGAGUUUUUGCGUGGCGUGAGCCUCAAUGGUACCACACCCAAACCCAUGUGGACAUUAGGACCUUCUAUUUCCUCUGAGAAUCAAGGUGCCGCUGCGUCAGUUUCAGCCUGUAGUGGGCCCAGAGGAGCCGCGAGCUGCAGCAACACCCCUUCUUCAUGUCAUCCGAGCGAGGAGAUGCAGAGGCUCAGGGAGAUGGAUGGACGGUUGGUGAAGCAGGAUCACCAACUUCGUGAGCUCAUCAUCUUAAAAGAGACACAAGCAGGCCAGCUAGCUGAGCUCAGGCGUAGGGUGUCAAUGCUGGAGGAGACUAUAAAGGAACUGGAGGCCCAACAGUGUCAUGGUAUCUUCAUCUGGCCCCUCAGAAAUUUCUCUGCCCUCUUGCGGAACCAAGAAGCAGGCCUAUCAGUGGUGGAGCACAGUCCCGGUUUUUACACAGGCCGUCCAGGCUACAAGCUGUGUCUCCGUUUACACCUGCAAACCCCCAAUGCCCCACGCUGCUCCAACUACGUCUCCCUCUUUGUUCACACCAUGCAAGGAGCUUAUGAUGGGCAACUAACAUGGCCAUUUCAAGGAGUCAUCCGGCUCGCCAUACUAGACCAGGGACCCGAGAGUCAACAUCACAUGGAAGUCAUGGAGACAAAGCCAGACUUGCAGGCCUUCCAGAGGCCCGUCAUCCAGCGCAACCCCAAAGGAUUUGGUUAUGUCACCUUUAUGCACCUGAAUCAGCUGGGCCAGAGAGCUUUUGUUAAAGAUGACACACUUCUUAUCCGCUGUGAAGUGACGCCACGUUUUGACAUGUUCAACCGGGAGGGACCAGCAGUGCAACCUCGAGGACCUGAAGCAUCGGUUUCAAGGGACUAAAGCCAAACUAAUUUCUGUGGGAUCAUCAUCUUAUAAUAAUUUAUAUAGUGUUUUUUCAAGGCACCCAAAGUGCUUUACAGUGAAUCCAUUAUUCAUUCAAACCACAGUCUUACAUGUGGUGGUGAGUUGCUUGUGUAGCCACAGCUGCCCAAUGGCAGCCUGUCGAAAACAUGGCAGCCAAUCCAUGCCUCUCAGACCACCAACAUUCACACACCAACAAUGCAGACGCCGGUGGGUGAUACAAGGGCACAACAACAGAUUGACUGGGAUAAAGUGGAAUUUAAACCACCAACCUGAGUCACUGGUGCCCCACAUUGACAUGUACAGUACAGCUUCCAGUGCAGUGCAGUGUCCCCCCCCCCCAAAUAGAUAAACACCAGGGGUAUGUAUCAGAAUAUGUCCUGAUGUGUGCUAGUUACAUGGGGUACAGUAUAAUUCGGGGGUGAUGCAUUUUACACAGAACAACUCGAUCUGAGUCAGUUCAUUGCAGCCCAAUACAGCUCUCAACCUUGUUACACAAGUCACACAUUUUUUUUCUGUGAAAUGCAGUCUUGUUUUUAUCUUGUACCUCAGAUCUAAUGUAUAUGUUAUGAAAGCCUUCGUUCUCAACUGUAAUAUUGGAAAUUUUGAGCAUUAAAUCAUGCAAUAGAUAUUGUAAUUACCUUUAAAUUUGCUGUGGCAAUAUCUGUGCCUUUAUGUCAGAUGUUGUUGGCUUUCAAGUAUGCGCUAAAAUGCAUUAGCAUCUGUAGAAACACCAUGGUCUCUAACCAGAUGACUGAUCUGUUACGCUACUUACUUGAUGCUCUACAGAGUUUUCCAGUAUUCCUCCCUUCUAAAAUCUAAAUAUUUCCUAGAUGUUAAAUUUGAUUGAUAAAAGCACCAAUGGGGGGCCCAGCAUUUACUGAGUCCCCCAUCGCUGUAGGUCACUGUAGCAUAUUAAGCAGGUACUACAGCCAACCUACUUAAAAUGCUGAAAAUUAGUUUAGAUUAGUUUGUGGUGACCAGACUCAAACCACGGGUUCAUGGACCAACAUAGAUGCAUGUUUAACUUUAAAAUCAUGUUAUUAUUUCUGUUAGUUUAAUUUUGACACACCUUAUACAUGCUUUGAAAGAGUUUUAAAUCACGUCUACUCACUCAGUCAAACCUAUUAAGUUCACAUUUUAUAAUCAGUUGGUGUCUAAUCAGCCGAACAUAAUCAACCUGCUGACUGAAUAUCACUGUACAACUAGUGUCUGUAAUAGCCCAGUGAAAAUCAAAGUGCCUCCACUAGUGCUAUCAGCAAGCUUAGUUGUAAAGAGCAGAUUUUAUUGUAUUUACGACUAGUGCUCGGCUGUGUGAAAAUUGUUUAUUAUACCCACAGUUGGUGAUAUGACAAAGAACCUUUUUUUAACAGUAAUUGCUGGACAACAGUGAAGAAGUGUCACCUAACUCUUAUCACAAUUUGACACUUUAGCAGGCAGAAACGUGUUCUGACUUGAGAACACAACAUUUCUUCAGACAAGCAGAAUGUACUGUAAUGAAUUGGGGCAAAUCAAUAAAAAAAACAAAGCAUUUUGCCCUCAUCGUAGAUAUUCUGUUCAGGUCUUUGUUACAGUUUAUUUCCCUUCUGGGUACAGAUAGCUGCAUUUGACAGACUUUAUGAUAUGUUUCAUUUAAGUUCCUGGCUGAUGUGAUGUUUUGGACAUAUAUUUCAAGUGUAAAUAUCCAGAUGUCAAUUGCAAAUGCUAAAUAUUUUUCUUUAAAGCAAAAUGCUGCUUUUUGAUUAAGUCUACUUGUUUGUAUCGUUUGCUUUUGCUUUCUGCUUUUGUUUUCUAUUGAUUAUGUUAAAGUGCCAUGCCAUUUUUAGUAAUCUGAUUACAUA